AAGCUGGAGAUAGAUGAGAAGGAGGACAGUGCUGCGACGAAACUCAGCUUAGAGACUCCAUCCUCCAUCGAAUUCAAAAAGACCAGCGACUUACUAUACGACAGUGAAAAUCCUGAGGAUUUUGGGUCAAUGGGGAUCAUGGAACUUGGGCCGAAGCAAGUUUUACGAUGUCGAUACUUCUACCUCCUUUGGCUCCUGAUGUUUUGCAAUAUUAUUCCGAUCACUCUGCUUACUUCUACCUUCAAGAUACCAAUAUGCGUUAUGCUGCUUAUAUGGUCCGCCUCGCUAUUCAUUUUUCCGAAUGUCUUCCUCUGGCCGGCGGCGUCUCAGUACGUAUACGGCAUCGUAGUCUGUCUGAUGUUUUUCUGCAUGAGCGGCGUAUUCGGUAUUAUGCCAGCGGCCACGCGGAUCCUCUUCGGCAACCAGAACAUGGCCACCACCUAUGGCAUGGUGUUCUCUGCCUUUUCCGUGGGAAGCCUCAUAAGUGCUGCGGCCGCUCAGGUUGCAAAAGGCGCCUGGAAGGAGCUCUAUUACGCUUCUGGCAGCGUCUGUAUUGUGGCUUUCUUCGUGGUUCUGUUCAUUUUCGACCCCACAAUGCCCUUCCGUUGCCGGCCUUGGUUCGCCUGCGCCAGAACUGACCAUCGUCGUUAG
Dibothriocephalus latus is the source of this 651-nucleotide messenger RNA. The record is from the annotation of a GenBank genome assembly. NCBI's taxonomy places the organism in Eukaryota, Metazoa, Platyhelminthes, Cestoda, Diphyllobothriidea, Diphyllobothriidae.